This is a messenger RNA of Medicago truncatula (barrel medic), 3202 nucleotides long. RefSeq names its product interaptin. The transcript is spliced from 5 exons. The record is from RefSeq and is a predicted model, not a curated record. Bases 223 to 2745 code for a protein of 840 amino acids. Lineage: Eukaryota; Viridiplantae; Streptophyta; Magnoliopsida; Fabales; Fabaceae.
CUUGAGUAGGUAGUAGCAUGUGGUGUGGACCCCACACCCACAGGCCUCAAAAGGCACAAACCGCUUCUAAGUACAGUGUUUCACUUUGGGAAUCUCUGAACUUAGAUCAGAAGUGUUCUAUUCUUCUUCUUCUUCUUCACUCAUUUCAUUCCUACUUUCUUAGUUAACUCUCCUCUGCAACACAAACAAAGGAUUUGAAGGGGUGAUCUUUGUAGUUCAAUAAUGGUUGUUAGGUCUUCUAAAAGAAAAAAGUUGCUGAAUUUAUAUGACUCUAAGUCUGAUGAUGAUGAUGAUGUACCUUUGAGAGCAAAGUCAUUGUCAACUUUGAAUUUGGGAGCAAGUAGUAGUAGUAGUAGUAGUAAAUGUGAUGACUCUGUUGAGAAUAGGCAUACUAGACUGCCAGCAAAGAGGCCUUUUGAUGACAACAUUCCCUCGCAAACUUCGGUUAAAAAAUCAAAGUUGUCAUCGUUUUCCAUUAAUCUCAUGAAGAAGAGCAUACUCGGAUUAAGGAGCGUUGAGGAGGAAAAAUUGCAAUCCCUUGAGAGAGAUAUUGAGGAGUGCUCCAAAGAGCUUCUAAAUAAGAAAAAGCAAGCUAGUGAUGUUAGACAAACUAACCAAUAUUACGAGGAAAUGCAAAACAAAAUCGAAAAAGGUGUCAAAGAUCUUGCAGCAAACGAAGAGCAUGUCCGUUUCAUCAAGGGUUUGAUUAAAAAAAAAACACUUGAGCUCAAGAAAAAUAAGAGACAGCUUCUUGCAGCCAUGGAUAGCAAUAAUAGAGGCCGUGGAAGAUUGAAGGAAAAAGAGCUUGAGACUCUUUCACAAAAAAUUGAUGAAUGUAAUGAGGAAAUUAAGACAAGAAAGGAAGAGCUUGAUGCUUUGAAAAUAUCUGUUAGUCAUAAAAUAAAAGAGCUAAUGUCAGAAAGGAGUAACAUACUAAAUGCAAUGUCAGAGAGGAGAACUGGUCAGCUUGUUCAAAUGAAGGACUUGGAGUCAACGAAAAAGCAAUUUGAAGGUAGAGCUACGGAGUUUGAUUCCAAAAUGAAGCAGUGUGACCGACGAAUAGAGGGGGUUGAAUCAAAUGAGAAGCUCUAUGAAGGGCGGACAAAGGUGUCGGAGUCAAAGCAGGAGGAAUUCGAAAGGCAGGUGAAGGAGCUUGAAUCAAAAAAGAAGCAAUUUGAAAGCCAGGAAAAGGUGCUCGGAUUAAAAGAGAAGCUAUUUGAAAGACAAGUAGAUGAUCUGGAAUCAUUCAAGGAGCAUUUUGGAAGCCAACUGAAGGGACUCAAAUCAAAAGAGAAGAUAUUUGAAAGACGGAUGAAGGAGUUGAAGUCAAAAGAGGAACAUUUUCAAAGACGGGUGAAGGUGUUUGGAUUAAGAGAGUGUGAUUUUGAAGGCCAGGUGAAGGACUUCGAAUCAAAAUUGAAGCAAUAUGAAGGACAAGUGAAGGAGUUACAAUCAAAGAAAGAGGAAUUUGAAGGCCGAGUGGAAGAGUUUAAAUCACAAGAGAAGGACUUUGAAAGCCGAGUAAAGGGGUUUGAAUCAAAAGAGAAGGACUUUGAAAGCCGAGUGAGGAAGUUUGAAUCAGUAGAGAAGGACUUUGAAAGCCUAGUGAAGAAGUUUGAAUCAGUAGAGAAGGACUUUGAAAGCCGAGUGAGGAAGUUUGAAUCAGUAGAGAAGGACUUUGAAAGCCGAGUGAAGAAGUUUGAAUCAGUAGAGAAGGACUUUGAAAGCCGAGUGAGGAAGUUUGAAUCAGUAGAGAAGGACUUUGAAAUCCGAGUGAGGAAGUUUGAAUCAGUAGAGAAGGACUUUGAAAGCCGAGUUAGGAAGUUUGAAUCAGUAGAGAAGGACUUUGAAAGCCGAGUGAGGAAGUUUGAAUCAAAAGAAGAGGAACUUGAACUAAGAGACGGUCAAUAUGAAACGUUAAUAAAAUCAUUUGAAGAGGAAAUUGAAUCAGAUGAUCAACCAAGUCCUACCAUUGAUGGAAGAAGUUUGCAGUUUCUCCCAAUUGAGGAAAUUGAUGAACUUGAGUCACAUGGCAACGACAGUCUAGCUAAUCUGCUAGCAUCAUCAUCAGAUCCAUCAAAAGAUGUUUUAGAUAUAAUCCAGAACCCCAUCAUUCCACAGUGUAAGGGAGAAAAUGUUGUAAUUAUUGAUGAUCACCACAUUGAUCUGCUCGAACAACUGAUGAGAAUCUCACCACAUGUUAAACCUCAUGUGCGAGAAGAAGCAAUGAAGCUAGCACUUAAACUGAAAGCUUACAUUGGCGAAAAUACUGAAAAUCCAGUGCCAGUUCUGGGGUUUUUGCUCCUUCUGUCAAUUUAUGGAUUGGUUUCUUCUUUCGAUGAAGAUGAAAUUUUAAAGCUUUUUGGGUUUGCUGCUCAACACAAGAUAUCUGUAGAGCUGUUUGGGACUAUGGGUUUGGCACAUAAAGUUUCUGAUUUUGUUCAGAAUCUUAUCAUGAAGCAGCAAUAUAUUGAGGCUGUUAGAUUCAUCUGCGCAUAUAACACAGCCACUAAGAAUCAAUCAGUUGGUCUAUUGCGGGAACAUGUGCAGAAUGCAAGAUCGAUUAAUGAGAGCAGUUGCAAGGCAACCAACUCCAUAGAAAUCAAGGAUAAGGCAAAAGACCAAGAAAUUGCUAGUCUGGGAACUGUUCUACAGUGCCUUUCAGAUAACAAUAUGGAAUCCGUGGAUUUACUGAACGAGAUUCACGGUAGAAUUCAUGAGCUAAAUAGAGAGAAAGGUGAGUAGCUUUUGUAUUGGAAGUAGGACUGUAACCGAAGUUCGUAAAUGAAACAACAGGAUUCUGUGUUAAGUUUUGGGAUUCAGUUGGAUGUGGGUAGAUAGAUAGUAUUCUGGUUUUGGAAUGGUUAAGAGAAUGAUUAUCUAAUGUAUUAUUAUGUUAACAUCUAACAAUUUAUCUGAUCGAGACACACGGCGAAGGAUGACAGUAACGACAACUGGACUGUACAAACAAACUGAUGUAAAAAUCUGGUGAUACACCUCGUGUUGUACCAUUUUGAUGUUUUGAUUAUGAUGAUAAGAGUUAGUUUUUGUUGUUCCAACAAAAAUAGAAGAGUUAGCCUCAAUUGCUUUAAUUGCUUUGAAAUAUUGAGGUAACAUUAUGGAAAAAGAAGUCUAGUCUACAAUCAUUUGUAAUGGAAUAUUGAGGCAAUGUGGGACUUAAUGGAUUUCAUAAGUUGACAUA